CGCCUGCCAGGUUUGCAGCAGCCUUCACUAGUGUAGUUAAUUUUUGAAGGUUUUUAUUUCCGUUGAACCGCUUGCUCACCAUUCAAGUUACUAAAGAGGCAUCACGGCCCUUCCACUCGUUCUCGGUUUUAUUCCCCGCCCACCUCUCUGUGGAUUUCCCGGUGUUAUCACGUCGACAUCCUUUCCGUUGUCACAAUUGCCCUACUUUUCUUUUAUUGCAUGACACGCCGUUUUUACUCCACUGCAAAUCGCCAAGCUCCUCACUUGAACAUACCCGCAUGCUUUCACACCUGGCAUCGAUUCCAAACAAGUUAACUUAUAAGCCGAUUACAACUCCCACCAGGCCUCUCAUGAGGCUGUGGCCCACGGCGACUCAGUUAUGACGGGCUCUGAUCAUGAAAAGCCGGCGGACGUGAGGACCUCUCGCUCUCAGCCAUCCAUGGAGCCACCAUCGCACUCACACCCCGAUGCAUCGUCAUCUAUGGAGAAGGAGAAGUUGGAAGACCGGGACCAGCUCCAAAGAACGGAAACCGCCCACGAGAAACCCGAGGAUGCCGACAGGAGAGACGACUUGAACCGCUUAAGAACAACGGCUACGGCCACGAGCAUGGCCAGCACCUCGCCGACAAACAAGUUACCUGAGCAGAAACCAUGGUACAGGCAGCCGAACCCCCUCCGAUGGGGCAAAAUCCCCCCAGUCCCCAAGGAGAAGGCCGUGAGCCCAGAGCACAAGGCUGGCUUCUACAGUUUACUUAGUUUCACGUGGAUCGCCCCCCUGAUGAGCCGCGGCUACAAACGGCCGCUCGAGUUCAACGACAUCUACGGCGUCAACCCGGACCGCGCUGUCGACCCCCUGACCGACAAGCUGAGGGUUACCUUCAAACGCCGCCUUGACGCCGGGGAGAAGUACCCGCUGGUAUGGGCUAUCAACGAGACCUUCUUCUGGGAAUUUUGGUUCGGCGGCUUCUGUGCUCUCAUGUCCUCCAUCUUGCAGGUCAUGUCGCCCUUUGUGCUGCGUUACCUGAUUCAGUUCGCCGCCGAUGCCUACGUUGCAAGCCUCCGAGGGCUUCCGGCGCCCAACAUUGCGCACGGCGUGGGAUUGGUGAUUGGCGUCACAGCCAUGCAGGUCCUGCAGAGCUUGGUUACGAACCACUUCUUCUAUCGUGGCAUGCUCGUGGGUGGCAUGGCUAGGGCUUCUCUCGUCAGCUUGAUCUACGAAAAGUCCAUGGUGAUCUCCGGACGUGCCAGGGCUGGAGGAACAGAGCUCCCCGACAUCCCAGCUGCUAAGGUGGCCGAAGAGCAGAGGGAGAAGGACCAAGCGCGUCAAGCAAAGAAAGCCAAGAAAGCCCCUGCAGAAAAGCAACCCGGCGUUUCUGGCGACGGCGCGGGUUGGGACAACGGAAGGAUUAUGGCUCUGAUGAGUGUCGACACCUACAGAAUAGACCAAGCAUUUGGUAUGUUCCAUAUUGUCUGGACCGCUCCCGUCUCAAUUCUCAUCACUCUGGCGAUGCUCCUCGUCAACCUGACCUACAGCGCCCUCGCCGGCUUUGGCCUGCUGGUGCUUGUCAUGCCUCUCCUCUCCAUAGCCGUCAAGGGUCUGUUUGUCCGGAGAAGGGACAUCAACAAGAUCACGGACCAGAGAGUGAGCCUGACACAAGAGAUUAUACAAUCGGUCCGGUUUGUCAAGUUCUUCGGCUGGGAAAAGUCCUUCAUGGCCCGCCUUGAUGAAUACAGGAAUCGCGAAAUCGGGGCAAUCCAAGUUGUGCUGGGCAUCCGCAAUGCCAUCAUGGCCAUCGGCGUCUCUUUGCCAAUUUUCGCCUCCAUGCUCUCGUUCAUCACCUAUUCCUUGACCAACCACGACCUCCGCCCCGCCGAGGUGUUUUCAUCAUUAGCCCUCUUCAAUGGGCUGAGGAUGCCUCUGAACAUGCUUCCCCUCGUCAUCGGCCAGGUCACUGAUGCAUUGUCCUCGCUCUCACGCAUCCAAGAGUUUUUGUUAGCCGAGGAGCGUGAGGACGAAUCCAUCCUCAAACCCGAUGCCCCAAGCGCCGUGGAGAUGCGCGACGCUUCCUUCACGUGGGAGAGGACGCCGACGCAGGAUUCCGAAGGGACUGUUGCUGGGCCGGCUACGGCAUCAGGAACGACGGGAGAGAAAAAGAAUACCGCGACAGCUGCUUCUGGUGAAGAGGAUAGCACCCUUGCAGAGGAACAGGAGCCGUUCAAGCUCCAGGACUUGAGUUUGGAAAUCGGGAGAAACGAACUUGUUGCCGUCAUCGGCACCGUCGGAAGCGGCAAAACCUCCCUCCUGGCUGCGUUGGCUGGCGAUAUGCGCCAAACAAAUGGCGAGGUCAUCUUGGGCGCCUCCAGGGCAUUCUGCCCACAGUACGCCUGGAUUCAGAACGCAACAGUGCAGCAAAACAUCCUCUUUGGGAAAGAGAUGGACAAGCAAUGGUAUGCCGACGUUAUCAAAGCAUGCGCUCUCCAGCCGGACUUGGACAUGUUGCCUAGCAACGACAUGACGGAAAUCGGAGAAAGGGGCAUAACCAUUUCUGGGGGCCAAAAGCAGAGGCUGAACAUUGCCCGCGCCAUUUAUUUCGACGCCGACAUUGUGCUCUUGGACGAUCCCCUGAGCGCGGUCGACGCCCACGUUGGUCGUCACAUCUUUGACAACGCCAUCCUCGGUUUGCUCAAGGACAAGUGCCGGAUCUUGGCAACACACCAGCUGUGGGUGCUGAACCGCUGCGAUCGUAUCAUCUGGAUGGAAGACGGCAAGAUCCAGGCCAUCGACACGUUCGACAAUCUCAUGCAAAACUCGGAGGGCUUUCAGCAACUUAUGGAGUCGACAGCCGUCGAGGAGAAGCAGGAGGACGCCGCGCCUAGUAAGGUACCGGGAGACAAAAGCGAGUCCAAGAAGAAGAAGAAGACCAAGGGUGGCUUGAUGCAAUCCGAAGAGCGCGCUGUCGCAAGCGUUCCGUGGUCGGUCUACUCUUCCUACAUCAAGGCGUCCGGUUCCAUACUCAACGCCCCGCUCGUGAUCGGACUUUUGAUCCUGUCGCAAGGAGCCAACAUCGUCACCAGCUUGUGGCUGUCCUGGUGGACAUCUGACAAGUUCAGCUACCCGAUGGGGACCUACAUUGGCGUCUAUGCCGGCCUCGGCGCCAUCCAAGCGCUGAUCAUGUUCCUCUUCAUGGUAUCGCUCUCGGUUUUCGGUACCAAAGCAAGCAAGGGAAUGUUGCGGCAAGCCGUGAGCAGGGUCCUCCGCGCUCCCAUGUCCUUCUUCGACACGACACCGCUCGGUCGCAUCACGAACCGGUUCAGUCGUGACGUCGACGUCAUGGACAACACCCUCACGGAUGCGUUGCGCAUGUAUUUUUUCAGUCUUGCUAGCAUCAUCGCCGUCUUCAUCCUCAUCAUCGCCUACUUCUACUACUUUGUCAUUGCCCUGGUUCCCUUGGUCAUCAUCUUCCUCUUUGCCACCACCUACUAUCGUGCAUCAGCCCGAGAGGUCAAGCGCAUUGAGUCGAUCCUGAGGUCUACCCUAUCUGCCAAAUUUUCCGAAGGCCUAACGGGCAUUGCCUGCAUUAGGGCCUACGGGUUGAAGGACCGGUUCGUCGCCGACCUUCGCCAAGCGAUCGACGACGUGGACUCGGCUUAUUUCCUCACCUUUUCCAACCAGCGGUGGUUGUCGAUUCGACUCGAUAUGAUAGGCAGCUGCCUAGUCUUCACCACCGGAAUUCUGGUUGUAACGUCGCGGUUCUCGGUCGAUCCGUCGAUUGGCGGCCUGGUUCUCUCAUACAUCCUCUCCAUCGUCCAGAUGAUCCAGUUUACCGUGCGCCAGCUGGCCGAAGUCGAGAAUGGUAUGAACUCAGUGGAGCGUCUCCGUUACUACGGCACAGAACUCGAGCAGGAGGCACCCUUGAAGACGGUCGAAGUCAGGGAAUCCUGGCCGGAGAAGGGCGAGAUCGUGUUUGACAAUGUUGAGAUGCGGUACCGUGCGGGGCUUCCACUGGUGUUACAAGGCCUGAGCAUGCAUAUCCAGGGCGGCGAGCGCAUCGGCAUUGUGGGGCGCACCGGCGCCGGCAAGAGCUCCAUCAUGUCAACCCUUUUCCGGUUGGUAGAACUCUCGGGAGGCCAUAUCACCAUUGACGGCCUCGACAUCUCGACUCUCGGCCUGCAUGACUUGCGCUCGCGACUCGCCAUCAUCCCGCAGGACCCCACCCUCUUCCGUGGCACGGUGCGGAGCAAUCUCGACCCCUUCAACGAGCAUACCGAUCUCAAGCUCUGGUCCGCCCUGCGGCAAGCCGACCUCGUCUCGACCGAUACCGCACAGGGCUCAGAUACGGAGGGCGCGGCCGCACCCAAUAACAACAACAACAGCACCGCUGCCGCGGUCUCGAAGGACGCCAGUCGCAUUCACCUCGACACGGCCGUCGAGGAAGACGGGCUCAACUUCUCGCUUGGCCAGCGCCAGCUAAUGGCGCUCGCGCGCGCCCUCGUACGCGGCUCCCAGAUCAUUGUCUGCGACGAGGCGACGUCGAGCGUCGACAUGGAGACGGACGACAAGAUCCAAGCGACCAUGGCCACGGGCUUCCGCGGCAAGACGCUGCUGUGUAUUGCCCACCGGCUGAGGACCAUCAUCGGGUACGACCGGAUUUGCGUCAUGGAUAAAGGCCGCAUUGCCGAGAUGGGCCCGCCAAUCGAGCUGUGGGCGAUGGAGGGCGGGAUUUUCAGGGGCAUGUGCGAGCGCAGCGGUAUCAGGGUCGAAGAUAUUCGUGGGGCGAGGGAUGUCCUGGAGGGGAUGGGAGGUUUGCCCGCGGGCAAAGGGGAGGAAGCCUGAGGGGGGAAAGAAAAGAAGCGUUGGGAUGCCACUCUGGAUAGGGGCCGAGUUGGCUUGGGAGGUACGAUAGAGGGCUCAGCGGUCCAUAUUUCGACUGUAUAGACAGUUUUCUGCGAAUGAUGAUACAAGCGUGUAAUACAUAAAUAAAUCAAUAAACAUCCGGGUUAAUCUUA
This is a messenger RNA of Chaetomium fimeti, 5007 nucleotides long. Its product is annotated as P-loop containing nucleoside triphosphate hydrolase protein. Gene Ontology annotation, biological process: transmembrane transport. Gene Ontology annotation, cellular component: membrane. The record is from RefSeq and is a predicted model, not a curated record. The transcript is spliced from 3 exons. Bases 380 to 4834 code for a protein of 1484 amino acids. Lineage: Eukaryota; Fungi; Ascomycota; Sordariomycetes; Sordariales; Chaetomiaceae. Gene Ontology annotation, molecular function: ATP binding; ATP hydrolysis activity; ABC-type transporter activity.